This is a messenger RNA of Erigeron canadensis, 894 nucleotides long. RefSeq names its product probable NADH dehydrogenase [ubiquinone] 1 alpha subcomplex subunit 5, mitochondrial. The transcript is spliced from 2 exons. The coding region runs from base 72 to 611 and encodes 179 amino acids. Lineage: Eukaryota; Viridiplantae; Streptophyta; Magnoliopsida; Asterales; Asteraceae. Gene Ontology annotation, biological process: respiratory electron transport chain. The record is from RefSeq and is a predicted model, not a curated record.
GGCCUAGAAUUGGGUUUCUAUAAUUUUCAUUAAAUCUAUCAGUCGAUAAAAAAAUAACCGCCGUCAGAGAGAUGUUUAUACGAAAGUUUGCGAGGGCAUCAAUGACGAUGAUGAUGUCAGAGGGGACGGUGGCGGCGGAAUCAUCAACCGCAGGCCGGGUGGGGGAACUGAUAAGAAUAUAUAAAAGAACGAUGGAGGAGAUUAAGAGUUUACCUGAGCAAGAGGGCUAUCGUAAAGCCGUUGAAGCCACCACUCGGAAACGCCUUGAGAUUUGCUUAGAGGAACAGGACCCCGAAGCUAUUGAGAAGCGAAUCGGUUGCGGCAAAUUUGAAGAAGUCGUUAUGGAUGCCAAAUUUGAAUUUAAAGUCGCUUGCAAUUUGCACCAUUGGGACCCGUGGAAAAAAGACUUAACCUAUGUAUGUUAUAUAUGGGAUGAUGAUGAUGAAGUUGCGGUCUCCUCAAUACCUGGUCCUAUUCCUGAUGAGUUAUAUGAGAGGCUUAAAGCUCUCAAAGCUAUUGCUAAGAAAGAUGAACAGAUAACCAUGGACAUUUCAGAAGACUCGUGUAGCAAACAGUCCAACGAAAUGUUUUCAUCCGUCAACAACUCUUGAUUUUCGAUUUUAAUAAGGUCUACUCCAUCUAUAUAGAUAAUUAUAUGACAGAUUGUUCUCUUGCCUUUCAGACACCUUUGGCAUUUUCGAUUAACCUUCAAAGCAAUAUGAGCUUGCUUUCUUGUCUUUGUGCAAAGCAUUUAGCAUGUGUUUGAUUUGAGAGUUUUCUAUAGUAGUAAAUGGUAAUGAACUAAUGAUAAUGGCUUGUACUUACAAUAUUAUGACCGCUACCAUGGGCCUAAGGUACUCCAUUACAAUAAACAUUCUUUAAAGUUGUUUAUCA